AUGGCAUUUCAAACGAGUAUUCGCCGAGACGGCGAAUGGGUGACCGAGACUGUCAACUUCCAGGCUGCUCUGAAAGCCUAUGCGACUCCCAAAUCCGCUUCCCGGCCUCAUCCGGAGCCACCGAGCUGUGGCAUACUGUCCAGGACCAUAGUAGACAGUCCUAUGAUUCACCAGAUUCUCCCCGUCCGUUUGAGAUCCGAGGCUCACAACGACAUCGCCUUUGUUGGACUUUGGCAGGACCACUUUGUGCAAAUAAGCGAGCUCAGGAGAGAUGGACAGGUUCACGAGGUUGUACGAAAAAGCGAUUUUGGCUCUAGGAUUCGAAGAGCUGCCGUGCUAGGAGACUCCCCGCAGCAUGGCUUGGACGACGAUGACCUUGCCGACAUGGUGAAAAGCGAGGAUAAAGAAAUGCUCGUGCGAGGCUCCUUCGCUACUGAACCUCACUCCCGCCACCGAUUGCCGCCGCAGCUACUGGUGCUGGUACUAGAAUCCGGUGAUACCAUGUACAUGUUUCUGCGCGAAAGACAAGACUCAACUUUGGAAUUCGUGAUUCAUAAGCGAGAAAGCCCCAGGAAUCUCUCCUAUUUCGGCUAUCACUUAUCUGUUGAUCCAUCAUCACGGUACAUGGCCGCAGCCUCUCCAGACGGCGUCCUGGUCAUUUAUGAACUUGAAUCAAUGGUCGCACUCAGCGAGAAAUAUCGUCUACAAGGUUUCGUCGACCCCAUCAAAUCGAUUCGGAUUCGAGUUAUACAGGGUGUAGUUCAUAAGUUGGAGUUUCUGUAUCCCCGUCCAGAGGACGAUUAUCAUAUUAUUCUUCUUCUCAUUGUAACAAGGAAAGAGAGACGCUCUGCUGAACCGGUUUCAAGAAUGCUCACCUAUGAAUGGGAGGUAGGGGACAAUCUCAAAGAAGUCUUUGCCGAGGAAAAGACUGGCAACAGGCUGCCAAAGGAACAUCGAAUGCCAUCUCUUCUAAUACCCCUUCGGUUCAACACUGCCUUUUUCACAGUUUCUCAGCCAGAUAUCGGCAUAGUGAAGAACUGUCUUUCUGGCUCCCCGGUUUUUGAGGUGCUUGAUACGGAUACCCCCGAGCGAACCCCUCUUCAUCACGGUAUAGGCAAUCCACUUUGGACCGCCUGGUCUAGGCCAUUCCGCAGAAAGAAGUAUUUCGAAAAGACCGACAUUAUUUAUCUGGCCCGUGAGGAUGGAGCCAUCAUUCACGUCGAGAUCGACGCUCCGGAGCUGGUCCCCUCUGUUACAACUGUGGGCUGUCUCAACACCAACAUUAACACGGCUUUCACUAUUGCGUACGACAUUUUCUCCGAUGUUCUCAUAAUCGGUGGUGAUUCUGGCCCAGGUGGCAUCUGGAAGCUUGCGCCUCGUACUGACCUUGAACAAGUCAGUGUUCUACCUAACUGGUCACCAGUCGUAGACAUGGCUACCUCUAGCGGCCGUCCACUCAAGGCUUCAAGCACCUCGGAGCAUCGGAAUGCGAAUUCAAGAAGCCCUGAAAGGAAGAACCUACCUUCAAGGCCGGACAGCCUGUUCAGUGCGUCGGGUCGCGGCAUUCGCGGCAAUUUAACUCAAUGGAGAUGGGGUAUCCAAGGCAGGAUUGGCCUCGACAUUGAGACGGGCGAGCCUAUCAGGCGUUCCUGGGGGCUCACGAUGAAUGGACCGGAAGGUAACGGAUUAUACGGCUUGCUUGCCUUGCCCAACUCCUCCACAUUGCUUCAUUUCUCCGCUGAUUUCAAUCAGGUAGAUGCAGUAGGAGCGGACAGUACUGCAUUUGACUUGACAUCUCGCACGUUGCAUGCUUACCAGGCUCAGUCAGGUCUCAUUGUUCAAAUUACUGAGUCCUCCAUCGCCCUGAUAUUAGACUCCCAAGCAUCACUUCAUGCUCUACCAAGUAUACUCGGGAUCACUGGUAUUCGUGCAGAGAAUGCCUUCGGCGCAGACGACUUGCUUGUUCUCUCCACUCACAACGAUGGGAAUUUUCAGUUGCACAUUUUGCAGGUUGAAGGGAUGAACAUCCGAGCCGUCAAUUCUUGGGGCAUUGCCGGUGAAGCCACAUGCGUGUCCCUUUUCAAAAUAGCAGGCAAUUACUGUGUGAUUAGUGGCUCUGUUAUUGACAGCACCUCAUGGGUUUCCGCCUACGCGCUAGACGGCACAGCUGUUAUCGCCGAAGCCGUUGACAGAAGAACAGCGGAUGCGUCCGCCCGGGAAAUUCCGAAUGAAGCAUACCUAUUUGAGCCCCUGACCAGCAUUUGUAUCGUACGGGAAACAACCGACUCUGCAGAUUUUGUUGCUGGCACACGAUGUGGACACGUCUUGAAUUUUAGAAUUUUGGAUCAAACUUCUAAACGCGUGACCUGGAAUAGCGAAGCCAUGGGCGUGGCUCCAGUCGAUGUAUUCCCAACACGUGGCGAAUUCGGCGGCGAUGUCGCCGCCAUGGCUUGCUGCGACAACAAUCUCACCAUGAUGUCAAACUUUUCACCGUCGGCUCUCAAGUUUCAGAACAAGAAUUUCAUUUGGCUGACAGACUCAAAUGAUGCCUCGAUGCCCUCACCAGCCGUCCAUUCCGUGUUUGGCCUUGGUGUUAGCUUAUCGGGCCACAGUGGUCACAUGUCACUCAUGAUACUCGCAGGCUCGAGGCUUUUGUUUGCAGAAGUAUGGCCACAUUUCUCUCUGAUACCUAGGAGCUUGCCUCUGAAUGGAACCCCUACACGUGUCAUAUUCUCGCAGGCUUGGAAUUGUUUAGUGGCUGCAAUACUUCAAGAUGGUAAAUCUACCUUGGCAUUCAUUGACCCUGACAGUGGCAUGCACAUUGCAUCUGCUUGUGACAAGGAUAGGAACCCUUUGCAGUUCAUUUGGGGCCUCGGCCACUCAGACGACAGAAUUUAUGGUCUGGGUGAGUGGCUAUAUGUGAAAGACGGCAAGACUUUCGCUUUCCUUUUGGUAACGACAAAAGAAGGCAGGCUCCUCAUCGUGUCAGUGAACAAAUUGGAAUCUCGCCCCGGUCGUGGUGGUGCCGGACGAUUGCAAUAUUGGACUCGUUGGAAGAAAAUGUUAGCUAAGCCUAUAUACUCUAUCGUCGGCGACAACGACGGCAUCAUUUAUUGCGUCGACAGGACUAUUCACUGGGACGUCCUUGAUCUGACGGAGAAGAAACUGCGGCCCGUGAAGGAGUAUGAAGUUGAUUCUCCCGUAACAUCUCUUCGAGUGUUCAACGGAAAGAUUUUUGCGCUGACUACCAUGCACUCUCUUGAAGUAAUUGAUCAUAGGGCGGGAGAGGACAAUACGAUGUCUCUGAUACAUACGGAUGCCAUUUCGAGAAUCACUAUUCAUAUGACGGACAUUGGAACUGAUGGAGGGGCUUCGGACGUUGUUGGCCGGUGGCCAAUUACCCUACUCUCUGAUCACAGAGGAGGGCUUGCAGGCGUAUGGAUUCCAUGGGGCCAACGAGAUAAAGAGUUCCAGACAAUUUUUGAAGCCACACUGCCCACUUCUAUCCGACGGUUUACUCACGCCAGGAGCCGGCCGCUGUGGGUAGGGUCGGAGACGCGGAAUCGAUAUGGCGUUGUGGCCAGCAGCGAAGAAGGAUCUGAGGUCUUUGGGGUUUCUCUCGACGGCUCACUGCGACAUUUCACAUUGGUCAAUUUGGAACUGUGGCGAAUCCUGAGCUUGAUGCAAACCUUGGCACUGCGACGUCGGUUGUUCAAUGUCAUGGGUGGAUCUCCCUCGGAUUCUGACAGCAUGGUGUCCGACGACGACAAUGACAUUGAGCCACACGUACAUCCAAAGUUAAUGCACAUUGACGGCGAUCUCUUGUCUCGCUGUCUGGAAAACCGACUUCUCGAGAAGAUUAUUGGGACAGCUGAUGGACUGGAUCUGUUCUGUGAGUAUCUUGACGCCCUAGAUGGUGGCCGCUGGACAGACAGGUUCAGGGACGGCAUUGGGAGCUCGGAAGGGGAGAGAGAAGCAGCGUACUUUAAUCUGGGGUAUGAUAUUCUGGGUUAUAUCUUGGCCCCGGUUUUAUAG
Molecule: messenger RNA, 4035 nt
Organism: Metarhizium album ARSEF 1941
Lineage: Eukaryota; Fungi; Ascomycota; Sordariomycetes; Hypocreales; Clavicipitaceae
Product: thermotolerance protein
Exons: 4
Coding region: 1-4035 (1344 amino acids)
Biological process (GO): mRNA splicing, via spliceosome
Cellular component (GO): U2 snRNP; nucleus
Molecular function (GO): U2 snRNA binding; protein binding
Source: RefSeq, a predicted model, not a curated record